UGAAAUGUUGGAAAAGAAAAAAGAGCAUGCUAAUGGUGGAAGUAGUGGAUUUGAUAAUGAAGAAAUUUGUUGUUGAGACAAAGGAAUAGACUGUUGAUGAUGGAUCUAUAAAUUUCAACUAUGGAAGAAAAAAGCGAAUCAUUGGCAAUAUUUACAAUUUGGAUGAAGUCAAUUCUACUAGAGGAAAAUGAUGUUUAACAUUUACAAACAUAUUAAAAUUAUAGUUUUGUUUCAAUGAAAUGCAUGAGAGUAGGGAAAAACUAUUGAUGGUGAAAAUGAAUCCACGCGGGAAAGAUAAUGUUUUUUCAUGGUGGAAUAACCACAAAAAAGUUUAAAAUAAAUGUGUAGUUCUUUCUAGGCUUAAUACACUUGUAUAUCCAAAACUUUCACGGUUGUGCCAAUAAUAUCCAAAUUUCCCGGAAUACCACUUAUAUCCAUGUUUUAAAGUUGUUCUUUGCCAAAUCUGUCCAUUUUCCAAUAUAUUUUUGGUUAAAUACAAUUGUAUAUCCAAAAACACCGUUAAAGAAUGUGAAGGAAUUGGAUAUAAGUGGUAUUUCGGGAAAUUUGGAUAUUAUUGGCACUAUCGUGAAAGUUUUGGAUAUACAAGUGCAUUUAACCUUCUUUCUAACAACGAGAAGUAAACUUAAGUGUGUUUUGAUUAAUAUUUUUGAAAACAUGUUCCUUGCAUGAGUUGUGUUUUACAAUUUUGAUAUGGACUUCUGUCCAUGAUUGAACAAUGUAUCAACACAAAUUCUAAUCUAUGUUCAGUAGUGAGAUAAUUUGGAUUCCUUCAUGUCAGCGAAUAAAAAUGUAACAUCAUUCAGACAACAUGUUUAUACCAUUUAUGUAAUUCAUCCAUACAACGGACGGACCAAAAUCUAGUUCUAAGAGCAAAUAUGUAGGUUGCAUCUACGUUGGGUUUCAACGGGCCUCCGCCUCCAAAUUUUUUGAAAAUCAUAUAUAUAUAUAUAUAUAUAUGGUUAUGUCUUCGGUGCACUCACUUUUUUGGGUGCAUUCAAUGCACCCGCCUCAUAAUCGUCAUUCUGAGCAGACGAUUCAUGUGAAAACGAUGUCAAUCAUCCCUUGUAGUAUGAUGAACAAGAACCACAUGAAUUUGUACAAAAAUCAAUCAAGGUUCACUUUAAUUUGAAUGAUUCAGGGUUUAGGAAUUUAGGGUUAGGGUUAGGGUUUACAAUUUGGGAUUUUGGGUUUAGAUUCAAAAUUGAAUGUUAAUAGGUUAGGGUAAUGGGUUGAUUAGUUGUGAUUUUAUGUUAUAUCAUCAUAUGAGACUAAUGCUACCCAUUAAAUUUCAAAAUUUGAUGUAUUAUGACCACUUUUAGAGGUGGGUGCACUGAAUGCACCCAAAAAAGUGAGUGCACCGAAGUAGCCACCAUAUAUAUAUAUAUUAGUAAUUAUGAAAAUUACAUAUAAAUCAAAUAUAAAAUAAAAUAUUUUCAUGUAUUAGCACAUCAAAAUGUUCUUUAUUAGUCAAGAGAAAUAUGAGACAGCGAGGAUAUGGAUUCAAUAUUCAUUCUAAGUUUACCUUUUGCUUAAAAAGGUGAUAUAAUCACUUAAAUUUUAUGCUUUAAUCUUUUAGACAGUCUAACUUCAAAUUAAAUCACUUAAGUUAUUCAACUACCAAAUGCAUAUUUUCAAGGAUAAUUUUCAACUACUAAUAUGUUUAUUUUUUGGGAGUCAAUUUAGUGAAUUUAAAUUUAAAACUAGAUCAAUUAAGUUUUUUCAUCAUUCCAAUUUUUAUAUUUUUAAGGUAAUUGUGCUUAUACGAUGAAUAAACAAUUUUUUUCAAAUACAAAUAUUCACAGACAUUCAUCUUUUCAGUUGUGAAAAUAAAAUAGCAAUAUGACAUGCUACAAAUUUUUGUUGAUAUUUUAAUAAUUUAUGCUGAAUAUAUAUUAUGAUAGAAAUCUUUAGCUUAUAUUCUAUUUUAGUAAUUCUAAUUAUCUAACUAAAUAAAUUGUUUAUUUUUUCAUCAAACAUCAUUUAUUUUUAUAUUAUGUUAUUAUUGUUUUUUUUUUUUUGUCUUCUACUGUAUUACACAUUUAUGAAAUUUCCUGCUCUGGUUCUAAACCUAUGAAUAAUGGAACAACCCCAUAAAUUCAUAAAUAAGAACAAGAAACAUUCAAAAACAGUAAACGUCCCACUCCCAAGGCCCUCGCCACCUUAUUCUCGACCCGCUUUUCUUUCCCCAUUGUUCUGAAAUCCUCUCAAACCUCCUUCUCCUUCUUAAUAUUCUUUUCCAAUGUAUGUAUUGCUCUCUUCUUCUUUUUCUUUUCUUUUUCUUCAGGUUGUGCAUCUAUGAUACGAAGCGACAGCGAUAAGCACCUCCAGGCACCACCACCGUCUCCCAUUCCAACUGGAAAAGGUUCUCGCUCUGCUGCCAACUCCAUCUUUACCAACUACCUCCACCACUCCCUCCAAGUCCCCGACCUGUCCGAAGUCCCUGAUCCCAUGACUACUCUAUCUUCUUCUAAUAAUGUGACGAUGUCGGCGCCUGAGCCCAAUCCAUACCCUCACGAGCCACAAGAAAUCAGCCUCCCGUCCAUAGAGUCUCGUGACGCUGUCGUCGUGGAUCGCCUCCUCAAAGCUGCAAGGAAGUUUGGCACCUUCACCAUCACCGACCAUGGCAUCUCCAUCGAGGUACUUCGAUCACUCGUCCAGAAUGCCGAGCGUGUUUUCCAGGUUCUGGAGGAUACUGAUAUGGGCCACCCGCCUCGUAACUUUGCCAAGCUCCGCGAGUACAAGGAGCAGAUCGAGUGGGUCCGCUCUGGUGAGGAGCGCAUGGAGUGGGCCCGCGGCUGGGUCGGCCGCGACGGUUCUCGCCACUUUGGGGAAGAGAUGGAGAAGAUAGCGACAAAGCUGGAUGCGAUCGCGAAGCUGAUAUGUGAAGUGUUCUCAGAGAACUGGACAAAGAGGCAGUUCGGGAGGAGGUUUGAGGAGAAAGAUUCGAUUGUGCGACUAUAUAGAUACAACCGCGCUAGUAACGAGAGCCACGUGGAGUUGGAAUUCUCUCCUUCCAUGCCGAUCCUCACGCUAUUGUCGUCUCCGUUGGACGUCGCUUGCAGGAGUGGAGCCUAGGAGAUUUCAAGUGUAUCUCAGGUGAAGUAGUAUGUUCGCCGCAGCUAGAAGGAGGAAAACCCUCCUACUCCGUGGAGCUAAAGUGUUUGUCACUAAAUUUUGAUGUGAAUCGAUCUAAAAAGAAGAGUCUCUUUACGAUCUCCGUGAGGAAUCAAAUAAUUAUAGGGAUAGGGCUUGCUCUUCUAUAUAAACUUGUGGUUUAUGUGUAUACAACAUGGGAAGCUUAUAAACUUCAAAAUCUAUGAUAAAUUUUUUGGGGUUGUUUAGGGUUAUUUUUUUCUUUUAAGUGUACCCUUCUUAUUUCUUUUUCAGCUAAUGACAAGCAAUAGAAUUUUUUUUUUUUCCGUCUCCAUUGGAAUUGAAAUCUAAGCUCAAGUUUUGUAUAGUUAUAUUACAUUUAAUCAACAAGCAAUCUUCGAUUACGAUUUUCUCCUGCUCGAGUCCCUCAACAAAAAGAUUUCUUAAUUAAACAUCUCUCAACAUCAAUUGCUUUUCAAACCAUGUUCUUUCUAUUGAUUUGUUGUUAUUUCAUUGUUUAAGCGAAGGUGAAAUAUGAAACUAAGCUCUCUUUCAGUCAAACUUUCUCUCUAAAUAACUAGAUUCAGACCCGGCCCGUUGGCCGGAUACAUUUUAUUAAUUUAUAAACAACAAUAAUAACUAUAUAAAGUAAGAUAUCUUUUUCUUGGUACUGUGCAAUGAUGCAAAAGAACCACACUUUAUUUAACUACUUUGGAUUACAAAUUAUUGCAAAAGUGUUCUUAGACUUUGUUUCAUUUCAGUUGUCCUCUUGUCGCAUUGAAAUUUGAUAAUGAUAAUUAUUAUACUUUAGAAUUUAUAGUCUUCUCUUUUUUAUGAUAAUAGCAAAUUUUCUCUCAGAGUUCAUUCUUUUCAUGUUUAAGUAAAUAGUAUAAUUAAAAGAUACCAAUUUAACAAAGUAAUAUAUUUUCUUAUUUACGACCAUAAAAUAAUAUGAAAUAUUCAAAUUAUUUGAAAAUUGAUAAAAUGAGAUACACCAUAGAGUUUUCCAACAAUUAUACCGAGUGAUCUAUGAAGUUCCUUAUUGAAAUGAAAACCAAGAAUAAAGCAAGGAAUCUAAAUUCUAAGAAACCUAAUUUAAUUACACUUCAUUUCAUUUUACUAUGUUUUGUCAAACAUUAGAGCAAUUUUCUUUUGACUUCUUUACCAUUGGCCCAACAUCAACAUGUUACUCUCUCAACCAUUAACAACAUAAACUAUCUUCAUCACCUACCUAUACUAUCUUCACUGCUAAUUGUCUCUUCUUUCUUCUUAACAACGUCGUUAUCCAUAUCAGUGACUCCACUGCUUCAUUUCAUUGGCAGCAAAUUUGAAGGCAAAAGUUGUGCAAACAUGAAACAUCAUUAUCAUGCAAAAUAUCUUUAGAGAAGAGCAAUCUAUGACGGGCAAUUUAUCAUGACUAAAACAUGGAUUUUGCAUCCCAUAGAUGUUGUUCCAUCCUUUGAAACUUACUACAAUUAGAAGCCUUCAAUUCGAGGAACUAAAUGUUGUAAACACAUUCAUAAUUAAGAAAGAAUUAUGAUGUUGGGCAUAUUCACAAUAAUGUCGGACAGAAUGGUAACUUUGACCUAAUCUAUUUUACAUAAUCUAUUUUAUCUAUUUAAAGUGGGUAAUACCCCCUCCAUAAGCGGGACAGGACGGACAUGAGUAUAAUUUUACUUAAGUCACAUUUAAUUUUAUUUUUAUUGCCUCAUAUGUUGCAACAAUAAAGUUGUAAAUAAGUG
Molecule: messenger RNA, 4856 nt
Organism: Linum trigynum
Lineage: Eukaryota; Viridiplantae; Streptophyta; Magnoliopsida; Malpighiales; Linaceae
Source: the annotation of a GenBank genome assembly